GAGGGAGAGAGAGGGAGACUACUUUGAAGGAAGCCCAGCAUGCGAGUGGAUGCUCUAUUCUCCAGGGUCAGAUGUCACAAGAUGAAAAUCUAUUUCAAGAGCGAUUCAACAGGGCUCACCAAGCUGAGGAAGGAUGCCAGCUGCUAACACCAUGACUGGUGGGAGAGCCCUGCUGCUCUGUACAAACACUGACAACUGUAUCUACCAAUCAGUCAACGGGCUCCAGUGCUGUGGCUUAAAGGUUACAGAGGCUCCAUCGUCUGUGGUGCCACAGCCCCAGGAGGUGUGCAGGCAACCUGGACAAAGAGGCGGCAGGGACACGGCAGUGCCCCCCAAGCGUCCCCUCUCCCCCCUGCUUGGCCUGAGUGACAGCUUGGGACCCCCCGACAGCAUGCUGGCUCACAAGAGAGCCACAACCGCCGACCCUCGGAGCCCUGUUGCCGCUGAGAAUGGGCUUUGCGGGAAGUUCAACAACAACAACAACAAGAGCCCGGUGGCACCCAAGACCACUGCCAGCAUACGGGAUAAGAUCUCCCAAUGGGAGGGCAAGAAGGAGCCUGCCCUGCUAACCCCUGCAAGUCCAUGUUCGCUGACGACAGGGCCCAAGGAGAUUGAAACGGUGAAGAAAAAGGAUGGCAAACCCUCAGAGGUCCAAAGGACUGACAGCAAGAGGUUUGUCAGCUGGGAGAGGCAGGACUCAGGGAAGGAGAAUUUAGGAAAAUUGGGGGAUUUGAGACCUAAAUCGCCAGGAGAUGUGAAGAACAGAGACAGAGAGGUGAUCCAGGAGAGAGGACUUCGGGGUGCUAGGCCUGCUGAGCCUCCCCAAGAUAAGAAAUCAGUUUUAACUCAUAUUAAGAAACUGGAGCAGGCCAUGAAAGAGGUUCCUGACAAACCAUCACUGGCAUUCCCAGGAAACUAUUUCUGCCCUCCUUCAAAGGAGGAGCAGGAGGAGGCGGAGAAGAGGGCCAAUGAACCCAUUUUUGGGACUUUCGAUGUGACUCGGCCACGGGCAUCACGGAGAAGGAGAGAAGGGGAUCCAGAGAAUGUGUACGCUGAGCCCGGUGCUCCAUCUAUCAACCCAUUACCAAAACCUCAGAGAACCUUCCAGCACCACACCCCUCCUAGUACUCCUGCAUCAGGGCCCGGUUUGGGCAAGGGCAAGAGGAAUCUGCCCCCUUUGCCUUCUAUCCCCCCUCCACCCCUACCUACCUGCCCACCCCCAGGAGUCUGCAGGAGACCCUGGUCUGAUAAACCUCGGGACAGCAGUAACAGGAAAUCCUACGAGUUUGAGGACGUCCUCCAGUCCACAGAGGGCUGCAGGGUGGACUGGUACGCUCAGUCCAGACUGGGGCUCACACGCACUUUAUCUGAGGAGAAUGUCUACGAGGACAUAAUAGAUCCUCCGUCCAAGGAGAACCCAUAUGAAGAUAUAGAGCUGGAGAGAAGUUGCCUCGGAAGCAAAUGUCUCUCACCCGUCCCUUCAUCUCCUUUCCCCGACACCCCAACCAAGCUCACCUCCAAGUCCGGCUUCUUUCGUCAGAACUCGGAACGUCGCAGCUUCAAGCUCCUGGAGCUUCGCAAGACAGGCCGGGACAUGGGUGUCCCCUCGCCUUCUCGUAUCAGCCCCCCCUCCACACCCAGCAGCCCGGACGACACCCCCUGUCUCUCCGGAGACCCUUACAACCGCAGACGGAGAAAAACCCCAAAGAUGGUGCUGAAAAUCAAUGCCAUCUUUGAGGCCCGGAGAGGGAAGAAACGCAUGAAGAGGGUCUCUCAGUCCACAGAGUCCUGCUCAGGGAGAGUGACGGAUGAGAACAGUGAGUCAGAGAGCGACACGGAGGAGAAACUAAAAGCUCAUAGCCAGCGCCUGGUGUCGGUCCAGUCCAUGCUGCGGCAGACGGGGCGGUACCGGACCCUGGAGAGGGAUCUGAUGGACCUGCCGGAGAGGAAGCUCUUCGAGUAUUUCAUCGUGGUUGCUCUCCACAAGACCAAGGCCGGUGUCCCGUACCUUCCUGAAGUCACGCAGCAGUUCCCCCUCAAGCUGGAAAGGGGCUUCAAGUUCAUGCGGGAGGCCGAGGACCAGCUGAAGGUCAUCCCUCAGUUCUGUUUCCCCGACGCCAAAGACUGGGCGCCCGUCGACAACUUCCCCAGUGAGACGUUCUCGUUUGUUCUGACCGGCGAAGACGGGAGUCGGCGGUUUGGCUACUGUCGGCGACUGCUGCCCAGUGGUAAAGGAAGGAGACUUCCUGAAGUCUACUGCAUUGUUAGCCGGCUGGGCUGCUUCGACCUCUUCUCCAAGAUCCUGGAUGAGGUGGAGAAGAGAAGGGCCAUCUCUCCCGCCCUGGUGCAGCCCUUCAUGAGGGGCAUCAUGGAGGCGCCCUUCCCUGCCCCGGGGAGAACCAUCACCGUCAAGAACUUUCUACCCGGUUCUGGGACAGAGGUCAUAGAGCUGUGUCGGCCAUCAGACUCCCGUCUGGAGCACGUGGACUUUGAGUGUCUCUUCUCCUCACUGAGUCUGCGCCUUCUUCUGAGGGUGUUUGCCUCCCUGCUCCUGGAGCGCAGGGUCAUCUUUACUGCCGACAAACUGAGCACGUUGUCUCAGUGUUGUCAUGCGGUAGUGGCUCUCCUCUACCCCUUCACCUGGCAGCACACCUACAUCCCCGUUCUCCCUCCCUCCAUGUUGGACAUCGUCUGUACGCCCACGCCCUUCAUCGUGGGCCUGCUAAACUGGCGCGAUACGCAGUUGUUUGAAACAGUUCUAGAGCGGAAGCUGUCCUGUGACGUGUGCCGGUGCGAGAGCCUCGUCAGAGAUGCUGCCGUGCCAUCAUCACGUGACGAGAGCUGCCCGCCCGCCACCUUGUGGCCCUGCAACACAACGGCGGGCGGCGGCCUAGUGACCCAUCACAAGGCACAGGGAAGUGUCUUUGAGCGCUGUGGCAUCUCCUUUUUGGGCUGGUCACUGUGGGAGACUCGCCAAGAUAUGGCAGUGGUGGAGCGACCCACCACAUCCCGCUCCAUCACCUUCCGUUUGGACUUCACAUAA
This is a messenger RNA of Lampris incognitus (smalleye Pacific opah), 3043 nucleotides long. Its product is annotated as DENN domain-containing protein 2A. Lineage: Eukaryota; Metazoa; Chordata; Actinopteri; Lampriformes; Lampridae. Bases 134 to 3043 code for a protein of 969 amino acids. Gene Ontology annotation, cellular component: actin cytoskeleton. Gene Ontology annotation, biological process: retrograde transport, endosome to Golgi. The record is from RefSeq and is a predicted model, not a curated record. The transcript is spliced from 19 exons.